This is a messenger RNA of Psilocybe cubensis, 1227 nucleotides long. RefSeq lists its product as uncharacterized. Bases 1 to 1227 code for a protein of 408 amino acids. The transcript is spliced from 4 exons. The record is from RefSeq and is a predicted model, not a curated record. Gene Ontology annotation, molecular function: phosphatidylinositol transfer activity. NCBI's taxonomy places the organism in Eukaryota, Fungi, Basidiomycota, Agaricomycetes, Agaricales, Agrocybaceae.
AUGUCCACCGCGGAGAAGGUUUUCUUACCUAUCCCACCACCGGUAACACCCUACAAGGAUGAUCCUCGGGCCGUUCUGUCCAAGUCCGAGCAGGCAAUGUAUGAUGAGGUGUUAGCACACUUUACCCGUGCCGACCCAGUCUACGUUAUCCCCAACAUUGAGAAGGGCGAGCUCACUGAACAGGAGAAGUUUUGGCUAUCUCGUGAAUGCCUUCUUCGGUAUCUUCGUGCAUCCAAGUGGAAGGUUUCUGGGGCAAUACAGAGAUUGGAAAGCACUUUAGCAUGGCGUCGUGAAUUUGGCAUGUACGACACUCUUAAUGCCAAUCUCGUCGAGCCUGAGGCAGUUACUGGAAAAGAAGUACUCUAUGGCUAUGACACCACCGGAAAGCCAGCAUGCUACAUGAUUCCUAGUCGCCAAAAUACGACAGAGGGGACGCGUCAAAUCCAAUACGCGGUCUGGAUGCUUGAGCGCUGCGUUGAUUUGAUGGGCCCUGGUGUCGAGACUCUCGCACUCCUCAUCAAUUUUGGAGACAGAGGCAAGAACCCAUCGGUCUCCACUGCUCUAUCCGUGUUGCACAUCCUGCAGAACCAUUAUCCUGAACGCCUGGGUCUCGCGCUCAUCAUCAAUGUUCCCUUCCUUGUCAACGCGUUCUUUAAGAUGGUCAUGCCCUUAGUUGACCCCAUUACACGUCAAAAAGUUAAGUUCAACCCGGAAAUUUUCAAAGAUGGGUUCUUCACCAAGGACAAUGUCAUGAGGGAAUGGUCUGGAGACUGCAACUUUGAGUACCAACACGAAAAAUACUGGCCCAACCUGGUCAGUAUAUGCGAGGAGCGCGUCAAGAUUUGGUUUGAGAACUGGAAGGCCCUCGGCGCGAAGAUUGGGAUCAGCGAGUGGGCAUACAAGCAAACUGGUACCCCAAACCUCGAGGAAGAGAAAAAAGGGGAGGCUUCAGUUACCGUCUCCCCUGCCGCUGAUGCUGCAGAGUCUAUUGCAACUCCCGGGGCUACUACAACCACAGCCAACGCUGCGCCAGAGACGACGGGCAAAGUGACUGAAGAGCCAUCCGCUGAAACGCCAGUCAAGAAAUCAGCUGGUGAAGCACCCGCUCCCGUUGCUUCUCAUGCUACCAGCACUGGGGCCGCUGUUGUUGCAGGUGGUGCUAUCAGUGGAGCAGAUGCGAAUGCUGGGGACAGCUCAGCUGCUGCCGACGGAGGAGCUGCAGAGUAG